AUGUCCAGGCUCGACUUCUUCUUCGGAAACUCCUCAAGCGGCUGCCUGGCCCCCUGUGAGCCUGGGCCUGAGGGGGGCACUUGGCUUUUCCUGCUACUUCUUGGGAAGGAGAUUCCUAGAAUAUUUCACGAGAAGGCCCCCUUCUCCGGGAGGCUGUCCAAUGGAGAGAUUCUGGAUCCGAAGGCCAUCGAGCCAGAGCCGGAAAAAAAGACCACCUCUUACAGCCAGGAGACCCUAGCAGAGCCCUACAAGCAGGUGGAGCAGUACAUGUCUUUCCACAAGCUGCCCGCUGACUUCCGGCAGAAGAUCCAUGACUACUACGAGCAUCGGUACCAAGGCAAGAUGUUCGAUGAGGACAGCAUCCUGGGCGAGCUGAAUGGGCCCCUGCGGGAGGAGAUCGUGAACUUCAACUGCCGGAAGCUGGUGGCCUCCAUGCCUCUCUUUGCCAACGCAGACCCCAACUUCGUCACGGCUAUGCUGACCAAGCUCAAGUUUGAGGUGUUCCAGCCUGGGGACUACAUCAUCCGGGAGGGCACCAUUGGCAAGAAGAUGUACUUCAUUCAGCACGGCGUGGUCAGUGUCCUCACCAAGGGCAACAAGGAAAUGAAGCUCUCAGACGGCUCCUACUUUGGGGAGAUCUGCCUGCUGACCCGGGGCCGGCGCACGGCCAGCGUGCGGGCUGACACCUACUGCCGCCUCUACUCCCUGAGUGUGGACAACUUCAACGAGGUGCUGGAGGAGUACCCCAUGAUGCGGCGGGCCUUCGAGACGGUGGCCAUCGACCGCCUGGACAGGAUUGGCAAGAAGAACUCGAUCCUGCUGCACAAGGUCCAGCACGACCUGCACUCGGGCGUCUUCAACAACCAGGAGAAUGAGAUCAUCCAGGAGAUCGUCAAGUACGACCGGGAGAUGGUCCAGCAGGCCGAGCUGGGCCAGCACCCCGGGCUCUACCCGGCCGCGCAGCCCCAGGUCACGUCGGCCAUCGCCACGCUGCAGCAGGCCGUGGCCAUGAGCUUCUGCCCGCAGAUGGCGAGCCCCCUGGUGGGCCCCCUGGCCCUGAGCUCCCCCCGGAUGAUGUACGCCCAGGCCGUGCCCAGCCCCUUCUCAGUGUCGCCCAUCCUCUUCCAGGCCCCGCCGCCGCCUCAGCCCCCGCCUCCCCCGGCCGCGGCCAGCCCCCCCUCUCAGAGCCCGCGGGCCAGCCGGACCUUCCC
Molecule: messenger RNA, 1211 nt
Organism: Gracilinanus agilis (Agile Gracile Mouse Opossum)
Lineage: Eukaryota; Metazoa; Chordata; Mammalia; Didelphimorphia; Didelphidae
Product: potassium/sodium hyperpolarization-activated cyclic nucleotide-gated channel 2-like
Exons: 5
Source: RefSeq, a predicted model, not a curated record